UCCUGCAGCUGGAGCAGAUCGGCGGGCGCCUGAGCGCCUCCCUGCUACACUCCCAUGACACGGAGACACGGGCCACCAUGAACUUGGCGCUGGCGGGCGACAUCCUUGCCGCGGGGCAGGAUGCCCGCUGCCAGCUCCUGCGCUUCCAGUUCCUUCAGCAGAAGGGCGGCGGCAAGGCUGAGAAGUCAGGCUCCCAGGAGCAGGGGCCUCGACAGAGGAAGGGGGCCGCUCCAGCAGAGAAACAGCCCGGAGCCGAAACCCAGUGCGAGGGAGGAGAGCUCAGGGUGGAGAAUCUGCAGGCGGCGCAGACAGACUUCAGCCCCGACCCGCUGCAGAAGGCCGUGUGCUUCAACCACGACAGUACCCUGCUUGCCACUGGAGGGACAGACGGCUACGUUCGCCUCUGGAAGGUGCCCAGCCUGGAGAAAGUUCUGGAGUUCAGGGCCCACGAAGGGGAGAUUGAAGACCUGGUUUUGGGGCGUAAUGGCAAGCUGGUAACUGUGGGCCGGGACCUUAAGGCCUUCGUGUGGCAGAAGGACCAGUUGGUAACAGAGCUGCAUUGGCAAGAGAACGGACCCACUUUUUCCAACACACCUUACCGCUACCGGGCCUGCAAGUUUGGGCAGGUUCCAGACCAGCCUGCUGGGCUGCGGCUGUUCACGGUGCAGAUUCCCCACAAGCGCCUGCGCCAGCCCCCUCCUUGCUACCUCACAGCCUGGGAUGGCUCCAACUUCUUGCCCCUGCGGACCAAGCCCUGUGGCCAUGAAGUCAUUUCCUGCCUCGGAGUCAGUGAGUCGGGCACAUUCCUAGGCCUGGGGACGGUCACUGGCUCUGUCGCCAUCUACAUUGCUUUCUCGCUGCAGUGCCUCUACUACGUGAGGGAGACCCACGGCAUUGUGGUGACGGAUGUGGCCUUUCUGCCUGAGAAGGGUCGUGGUCCAGAGCUGCUCGGGUCCCAUGAAACUGCCCUGUUCUCGGUGGCUGUGGAUAGCCGUUGCCAGCUGCACCUGCUGCCCUCCAGGCGGAGUGUUCCCGUGUGGCUGCUGCUCCUGCUGUGUGUCGGGUUGAUUGCUGUGACUAUCCUGCUGCUCCAGAGUGCUUUUCCAGGGCUUCUUUAGCUUCCCUGGGACAAGGUCCUGGAUACUGCCGCCCCAGAGCAGAGCAGAGCAGAGGUUGGGGUCCUUUGCUCACUCCAUCUGGGCCCACAGCUGAGGUUGCCGCCAAGAAGACUCCGGGAACUGCCCGCCCUUCCAGGUUGAAGCUUGGCUGUGGCCUGCGUGGCUCUGGGUCCUGGGAUGCCUGUGUUUGUAUCUGUGGGUCCACCCAUGACAGUGGUGCCUGAAGCACAGGCCACACUCCCUGCAUCCUUUCCUCUGCCAACCAAAGACUCCAGGACUGAGCUGGUCCUUGCUGGUGUCUUUCCUGCAGAAACAGUUUCUCUUCUUCCCCUUACAGCCUGUGGUCAGUUGCUCUUCACGUGAAGCCCUGGUGUUUGCUGGGCAGAGAGUGGCCUGGCGCUUGCUGUUGGGGUAGGAAGGGCAAAAGGAAGACAGGGGUAGUCUGUCACCUGUGGGAUCCUGUGAGUAGUACCAAGUCCACCAGCUAAUCGUGCAGUAAGUUCCUGGACAGUCCACUGCAGCCUUGAGAAGAGGGACAUGGCCCUUAGGCACUCGGCAGGAAGAGUGGGUAUUUAAUAAACAAGAAGAGACUGCACUGGGAGCCUG
Messenger RNA from Carlito syrichta (Philippine tarsier), 1724 nucleotides. RefSeq names its product prolactin regulatory element binding (gene PREB). The record is from RefSeq and is a predicted model, not a curated record. The transcript has 8 exons. Lineage: Eukaryota; Metazoa; Chordata; Mammalia; Primates; Tarsiidae. Gene Ontology annotation, cellular component: endoplasmic reticulum membrane. Gene Ontology annotation, biological process: protein secretion. The coding region runs from base 78 to 1118 and encodes 346 amino acids. Gene Ontology annotation, molecular function: guanyl-nucleotide exchange factor activity; GTPase activator activity; protein binding.